Messenger RNA from Clunio marinus, 294 nucleotides. Lineage: Eukaryota; Metazoa; Arthropoda; Insecta; Diptera; Chironomidae. The record is from the annotation of a GenBank genome assembly.
AUGUUACGUUUGAUGUUUCAAUUAACAAAAUUCAAGCUAACAUUUCUUCUUAACUCAACAGGAAAUAAUUUCAACGAAAAGCGAGAACAGAUCGACACGAAGUCAAACCAAUGGUUUGGAAUGACAGUUACAAGUGCUGGUAUUGAUGGCCCGCUAGUGCUAAAGGUGUGGUCAGUUCUUGCUUUUAUUUUCAAUGUCACUUUAGGAAGUUCGAAAGGUGCAGCAAAGGAUUCGCAAUUAUGGUCGAUGAUGACAUUGAAUUUCAUUCAUUUCCUCUGCUAUCUCAUCCAUUAA